CAGUUGGUAUAGUCCAAUGUCCUUUGCGUUGUGAAUGAGGUGCUAAAGGCCGCAGCUAGCUGUCAACAAAAGGAACCAUGGUGAACUUUGUAGCAGCUGCCCGGGAAAAAUGGAGCUACAUACUGGUGCCUUUGGGCUUCGUGAUCGGAUGGUAUUUGGACAAACAGCAGGACAGCAAACUGACCGCAUUCAGAAACAAGAGUGCAUUGUACAGACGGGAGCUGAAGCCUGGUGAGGAGGUGACCUGGAAGUAGACCAGCCAUUCCUUUGAAUGCCCUCCCCUGUAGUUUGAUUGAUGGAUUGUCCUCAAUAUUUAAAAAGACCUCUGUACAUCUGCUUUUGAGUUGUAUCAACCAAUAAUAAAAUGUCUUUUCUCAUCAAAAUGAUUUGAAAGUCAAAGAUUUUGCAAAGCACAGCACAAU
Salarias fasciatus (jewelled blenny) is the source of this 422-nucleotide messenger RNA. RefSeq names its product NADH:ubiquinone oxidoreductase subunit B1 (gene ndufb1). NCBI's taxonomy places the organism in Eukaryota, Metazoa, Chordata, Actinopteri, Blenniiformes, Blenniidae. The record is from RefSeq and is a predicted model, not a curated record. Gene Ontology annotation, cellular component: respiratory chain complex I; mitochondrion. The transcript has 3 exons. The coding region runs from base 78 to 254 and encodes 58 amino acids.